AAAGGAGAAAAUUUUCUUUUUAAUCUAGGGUUUUGUUGUUCUUCGGGUGAGCUCUGAGAUCGAUGCCAUCCGAGUCUCUCCGCAUUCUCCUCCUCGUCUGCAAUCCUAGCUUGCGUUCUCUUCUUCUUCUUCGUCGUCUGCUUCACUGACUUGGUGUUGUUUAUUGAGGAGGUUGGGUGUAGGUGUUUGGAAAGACAAGGAGAGAAAAAUGUAGAGGGACAGGUUACUGUGUGUCUAAGGCUGUGAUUAUAAAAUCAAAUGGGUUAUGUUGGUUCAAGAAAUGGCCCGCGUGUCUUUUUGACUGGAUGCCGUGUGUCUAAGGCUGUGUUGAAUGCUAGACGGCGUGGUUUCCUAAACAAUGCUUUUGCAGACCUGUAUGAUGCGGGUAUUAAGGAACGGAUACUUGCUGCAAGAAGGCAGUUGUAUGAGCUCAAAGCCCGAUACAUUGAGUUAUAUGCUAGAUGGCAUGGUAGGGUAGACAAUGGAUUAAUGCAGUUGUUUCAAAGAGAUGAUGACUUCUACUCCAAUGCUGAUGCCAUGGAAGCAAUCUUUGCUCUUGAAAGAGAGGUUAAUGAGUUCGAGGCCUACUCCAUUGAGCAAAUGAAUCUCAUCAGAAAUGAGAUGGAUGCCUUAACCAGACGUGUGCUCGAGGCCUCAAGGCAUCAUGUUCCUGCAGCAGGCCAAGCCACCAAAGAUGAUAUCCAGGCUAAAGAACAGUUAACACUGGAUAACUCUAGUGACAUCAGUUCUCUAGCUACUGUUGAACAGAUUGAGCCAGGGACGGACGUGCCGCUGAAAACUCAAAAGGUGACAAAAAGAAGAAGAGAUGAAGCAUCAAAGAAAACAAGGAAGAGGAGGAAGAUAAAAAAGUCUGAUGCAAAAGGAAAAAAUCAUUCUAAUUAGUUUUCUUCUUUUGAUGUUUAAAUGUUUUACUUUUGCAACCUGACUGACUUGCUCAGGUAUUUACUGGGAAAGUGUUUUGAAUGUGCUUACUGGAGUACUUAGCAUAUCUUAAGUUCUUUGCUUAUCAGUUAUAUUUAUAUCAUCUCUAAAUUAUUUGGAUU
Dioscorea cayenensis subsp. rotundata (Guinea yam) is the source of this 1064-nucleotide messenger RNA. RefSeq lists its product as uncharacterized. The coding region runs from base 259 to 903 and encodes 214 amino acids. The transcript is spliced from 5 exons. The record is from RefSeq and is a predicted model, not a curated record. NCBI's taxonomy places the organism in Eukaryota, Viridiplantae, Streptophyta, Magnoliopsida, Dioscoreales, Dioscoreaceae.